This is a messenger RNA of Pyrgilauda ruficollis (rufous-necked snowfinch), 2727 nucleotides long. RefSeq names its product ADAM metallopeptidase domain 15 (gene ADAM15). The transcript has 24 exons. The coding region runs from base 48 to 2618 and encodes 856 amino acids. The record is from RefSeq and is a predicted model, not a curated record. Lineage: Eukaryota; Metazoa; Chordata; Aves; Passeriformes; Passeridae. Gene Ontology annotation, biological process: integrin-mediated signaling pathway; proteolysis; innate immune response. Gene Ontology annotation, molecular function: metalloendopeptidase activity; integrin binding.
CGGUGGCGGGGCCAUGCGCGACGGGAGCUGGCGGGGGCGGCGGGGCCAUGGGGGCGAUGGGGCCGCGGCUGCUGCUGGCCGCGGGGCUGCUGCUCGCCGCUGGCACCGGCAGCACUGCAGGUGACAGCUCGCAGCAGCAGCAGCGCAGUGAGGAAUUAGGACACUCCUGGUCAGUGACCCCGUGGGUGCUGUGGGAUAACCGGACACUCAGCUUGGCAGAAGCCACCCAGGGGGGGUUCCCCGCCCGUCUGACAGUCCUGCUGGAGCUGGAGGGGGUGCGGCUGCUGCUGGAGCUGGAGCAAAACUGGGAGCUGGUGCAGGGCACUGGGGCACUGCUCUAUUACCUGCCCGAUGGCACGCGGGCGAUCCAGGAGCCCAGAGAGCAGGAGCACUGCUGCUACCAGGGGACAGUGCAGGGCUUCCCUGGCUCCUGGGCCAACCUCUGUGCCUGCGCUGGACUCAGUGGCCGCCUCUGGCUGUCAGACACCAGGAGCUACACACUGGAGCCAGACACCAGCAGUCCCACAGGGCAGCACGGGGCAUCCCACCUUCGGCUGGAGCCACAGAGCUGCAGGCAGGGCCCCCACCCUGGGGCAGAGGCAACAGAGCCCCCCUGGCCACAGAGGGGCAAGCGGGCAGCGGCAGAGCAGCACUUUGUGGAGCUGGUGAUGGUGGUGGACCACGCUGCGUUCCAGAAUUACCCCAACCUACAACGUGUUCACACCCGGACCCUGGAAAUCGCCAACCAGGUGGAUGUGUUCUUCCGCCCGCUGGGAGUGCGGGUGGCCCUGCUGGCGGUGGAGGUCUGGAGCGAGGGUGACAAGAUCGCGGUGGGCGGCAGCGCCCGGGCCGUGCUGGAGCGGUUCCUGCGCUGGCGCCGGGAGGAGCUGCUGCCCCGGCUGCCCCACGACAAUGCCCAGCUCCUGACGGGUGCCCACUUUGAUGAUGUGUCCGUGGGGAUGUCGACUCAAGCCUCCAUAUGUUCCCCCACGCGCUCUGGGGGCGUCAGCAUGGACCACUCUGUCAGUGUCCUCGUCGUGGCCUCCACUGUGGCCCAUCAGCUGGGGCACAACCUGGGCAUGCGCCACGACAGCGCCGGGCGCCUCUGCGACUGCGGCGACCUCCGGCACGACCGCGGCUGCAUCAUGGCACCACCCACGGGGUUGACACCUGGCUUGAGCUUCAGCAACUGCAGCCGGCAGGACCUGGAGCGCAGCCUGCAGCAGGGCCAGGGCUGGUGCCUCUCCAAUGUCCCCGAGCCCCAGCUCCUGACCGGGAGCCCCACCUGCGGGAACCACUUCGUAGAGCUGGGCGAGGAGUGCGACUGCGGCCUCAGCGUGGAGUGCACCGAUCCUUGCUGCAACAGCAGCUCCUGCCAGCUGAUGCCAGGAGCUGCAUGUGCCACCGAGGACGCCUGCUGUGAGGACUGCCAGCUGCGCCGUGCUGGCCACGUGUGUCGGGAGCCGCUGGGCGAGUGUGACCUGCCCGAGUUCUGUGACGGGGUCUCACCACGCUGCCCCCCUGACACAUUCCUGCAGGACGGGCAGCCCUGUGCCGGCGGGCGGGCACACUGCUACAGCGGGGCCUGUGCCACCUACGAGGGGCAGUGCCAGCAGCUGCUGGGGCCAGGUGCCAGUCCUGUCUCCAGCUCCUGCAUGGCUGCCCUGAACACAAGAGGAGAUGAACGUGGGCACUGCGGGCAGCUCCCCAACGGCUCCUAUGUCACUUGCACACAGCAGGACACCAGGUGUGGGAUGCUGCAGUGCCAGCGCAGCAGCUCCCAUGGGGACAGCCCAGAAGGGUCCUGCCAGGGGAUCACCCUGCCUGGGGAUGAGGAUGUGACCGAUGCAGCCAUGGUGCUGCCUGGCACCACCUGUGGCCCUGGGAAGAUGUGCCUCCAGCACCGGUGCCAGGACAUCUCCAUGCUGGGUGACCAGCAGUGCCAGAGCAAAUGCCAUGGGCACGGGGUGUGCAACAACCACGGGCACUGCCACUGUGAGCGGGGCUGGGCCCCCCCAAGCUGUGACAGCCCCGGAGUGGGGGGCAGCCAGGACAGCGGCCCUGCCGGCCUUGAACGAGGGGGAAGCGCCCUGCCCACGGCCCUGCUGCUGAGCGCGCUGCUGGGGCUGGCGCUGGCACUGGGGCUGUGCCGAGCCCGCCGUGCCGGCCUGCACAAGCACCUCUGCCAGCUUGGAAAGGGCACCUCCUGCCAGUACAGGAUCUCACAGCCAGAGCCCCCGUCGGGCAGCAGCCAAGGGCCCCCUGCGCGUCCCCGGCCCCCGCAGUGGCGGCAGGCCACGGAGCUGCAGGUCAUGCAUGGCAGCAAGCCGGCUGCCCUCGGCUCAGCCCGGCCUGAUCCGCCCUCCCGGCCUCUCCCGCCGGACCCUGUGCCCAAGGCCCCCCCCUCGGACAGGCCGCCCCCCCCCACACGCCCGCUGCCCGCAGACCCUGUGCUGCUGAGCGCUCAGCCCCCAGGUCCAGCCAAGCCCCCUCCACCGCAGCGGCCGCUGCCCUCAGACCCCCCGGGCCCUUCGCUGGCCCGCAGUGAGACCCCCCCUGGGCACGCCUAUGUCACCGUGAUUCCUGCCAGGCCCGCCCCGGCCCCGCCAGAGGCCUGAGCCGCGGGCAGGGAAUGCGCAGCGCUGGAUCCGCGGGGAAGGCCGAACCCCGCCGGGCUCCGCCGCCCCCUUUUUCUCCCGCCACGUCAAUAAAGGGGCUGUGAGCGCC